CCGGGCUGGCCGGGGACACAGGAGGGAAGGCAGUGUCUGUGGGGGGCAGCGACGCCCCACUGUCUGUGGUGGGUGAGUGAGCCGGGGCUGAGCGGCGGGCGGCUAGACCCUUUGGGCACCUCUCAGGGCCCCAGGGCGCCUCGAGCCGUCGGAGUGACCGGCGGGCCUGGGCGCCGGCCCGUUAGUUGCCCCGAACCACCCGAGCCAGCCGGGGUCGCGGGGUCCUGCGCCCGUGACGUCAGCUCGGCUUCCCCACCCCCGAGCUUUCCCGCGAGGGCUUCAGAGUCUGUGGGAGCGUGGUCGCAGCUCCCGGGACCCCGGGAGGAGAGAGGGCUUGGUGGGAGCAACGCAGGACUCAGUGUCCAUCCUUGCCGCCAGCCAUUUACCGGUGGGGAAACUGAGGCACGGACUGCUGGCUGACUCCUGACGGCCCUCGUUGGCACCGAGAGCCCCAGGUUGUAGUGUUUCGUGUUUGUUCUGUGCGGCUUGUGGAUCGGUUAGAGUUUUGGGGGGAUGUUUGUGACACUCAUCCAGGAAGAGCAAGUCAGGGUUCUAGGUGCCUUAAUGGCCUGUUCUGCUUUUUCUUUCAGUUUCCCCCUUCCCAGGGUGAGGCAGGUUUGUGCACAACUCAGAGUUCUUCAGUGUCCUGCUCAGACAAGGUUUCUUCUUUCUUUUCUGUUUUUCGUUUUUAUUAUGAAUUAGCGAUUCGAGGGGAAGUCGAAAUCUUGGAGGGAGAUGGUGUUCUUGAAUUUGAUGCUCAGUCCGGCCAGCUACAGGGUUAUUCGUGUACUUGGCAGCUUUUCUAUUCUACUGCUUGGCAUUUACAUGUUUUAGGAUGAUUGUCUUCAUCCAGUCACCAAACCUGUGGCCUUGCAAUCUCCAAAUCCUCAUCAUCCCUUCCCCUCCCCAGUUUUCCCUGGAAAGUUGUAUCCUUCACUAAGCUAAGGAGCGUUCAUACCUUGCUUUUGAAUUGGUGCUAAUUAGGAAUUGGAAUAAGAUUGCUCAUUUUGCCAUCAUAGGCUUACAGAGAAAAACCCAGGCCUCAAGAGGGUGUUGAUUCAAAUGUUGGUUUUCAGUACACCCCCUCAUGCCCCAAGUAGGUUGAAUGGCCCUAAGAAUUUAGCCUGCCAUUUCCCACUGGGUAGUGGGUGGAUUUGAAGUAGAACAGUAUUAAGAGAAAAUGAUUUGCUGGAAAUUCUUACUGAAGUUCAUGUUCUCUGAAUGUUGAUAAUACCCAGAACAUUCUCAGCUGUUCUGCUGCAAAAUUUUAAUGUAUUCUUGUGAAGAAAGCUUGUUUUGGGUGGUAACUUUUUUGAGGUGCUUGUAAGGCCAGGCCACCUGUUAUAUAAAACAACGACAUUGAGCAGCAAUGAUUUCUGUGGUCUAGCAUGCCAAAGCUGUGGUUCUGUUUGAUUUAAGGAAGUCUUUAAUAAAGAACAGAAUAGAAGAGUAAUAACUCUAUUCAUCAAGUUAUUUUAGUUUGUUCCUGAUUUUCACACAGCAAUCUUAAAUUUGUCAGGGGUUUUUACAUUGUUCAUGCAGAAUUUAUUAGAGUCAUGCAUGGGGUGAGUUCUAGGAAGCUAGUUUCAAAUGAAUCUCAAAACAACUUGAUUUCAUAAUUGUGAAAUUUUCUUUAACAGUGAUGUAGUGUGAACAUUGACCAUUUAUCCAGUGACUAGUGAUAUUUUAGGCAAAAAUCAUUAAAUACUUCAGCUACUGAAUCUUUCUUUUUUAAUCUGGAGGAAGCUUUUGGCAGUUAGAAUGGUGAAAUGACAUUCUGAUUUUCAUUAACGUUGAGUUAACUAAGUUGCUGGUCUGGGCCUUGGAAGUACAAAGGAGUGGGAAUUGGGGAAUUCACAGUUUGAGAGUGAAUUGGCUAGGUUUAACUCUAGUGAGGGAGCAGUGUUCCUUAUUUUUCUGACAUGAGCAUGCAGCUUCAAGAGGACUUUUUAAAAAUAAAACCUUAUAAAUCUCACUUGUUUUUGGGAACGUGUACUUGUGGUGAGGAAUAUUAAAUCUGAGCCAGUCUGUUUUCUGGUUCUGGAAUCUUUAUAUUUCUGUUGAAUCUUAUAAGAAUAUAACAACUUGUUCUUUUACUGAGAGAUGUUCUUUCUUAAAAUGGUAAGCAUUGUAGCUAUCUAGAAGCAUUUUGAAAAAGGCUUACUUGUCUUCUUUCUUGGGUAUUCCUGUUAACCUUUCUACCUCUUUACGAUUUAUAAUGUGGAGCAUUACUUUAGUAGUAAUUUUUGUUUGGAUUUAGGUAGCUUCCUGUGGUUUUUAGAACAAGCAGGAUAUCACAGGCGAUGCCAAGAAUUCUUGAAUUACAUCUGUCUGUGAGGUUUGUAUGAAUGGUAUCCCCUGAUAACUUGAGACCAAAAUGAUAUUGUAUCUUCUAGACAAGUUACCUAUUGUCCAUUUUAUGUAUCUAAUGAUCAUUUGUACUAAGUGUAACUUUGUAAUUCUAGUCUUUAAUGUUUGUUAUGUAAGGCUUAUUUUUUGAUCAUCUUUCCAUUUCAUUCAUAGGAAAUUGAUCAGUUUGUGCUCUUCAACUAAUCUUGUUUUCAUCGUUUUAUUGUAAUACAGUUAAAUCCUCUUUUAAUCUGAAUCCAGACCAUCAAUAAGCUCAGAUAACAGAUAUGAUUUCGGAUCUAUGUGACACUAAUUGUUCCUGCAUCUUCAGUGUCCUCAAAAGAAAGCUCUUCUAUUCAGCAUGCUUUUUAAGCUUAAAUAUUUCAACUCUCUGGGAUCUUCAUUCAGUACUUAACAGUAAUUAUGAAGAUAUUGAUGAUCACUCACUUAUCCAGCCUGAAAUAAGAUAGUACUUAGAUGAGUCAUUUGUGAUAUACUCACCCUCAGAGUGACUCCACCUGCAAAGUAAUAAGAGACUACAAAGUAAUAAGAGAAUACAAGUGAGGUUUUCUCCUGUCGCACUGAUCCCCUCCCCAACACACUAUCCUGAUUUUGAAUUUGACUGUGCUUCUUGUUUCUUGGGCUGUCCAACUGUUCUUGUGAUCUUUGCUUAAAGGGAGAGGCUGGAUGAAAUGGGAUGAUUUGUUGAAAGCAGUAAUCUGAUCUUAAAGCUUCUGUGUUUUUCAGUGUCUACACUGUACUGACUGCAUCAAAAUACUAAAUCUAUAAGCCAGCCUUCCUGAUAGAUCAGAACUUAUUUACAGUGGGAUUUACAUCUUUUUGCUUUAUAUUCAGCCAGUUUCACUGCUUGGUCUUCUUUAUUUUAACUGUUGUGGGUUGUCCUCUGAAAGAAUAUUGUUACCAGGUGUGAUGGUACAGGCUUGUAAUCCCAGCAUUUGGGAGGCUGAGGCAUGAGGGUUGCCAUGAGUUCAAAGCCAGCCUGGGCUACAUAGUUAGCUCAUAGCCAGCCUGCACUACAAAGUGAGAUCACCACCCCUCUAACACACAAACUCAAUAAUGUUGACAUUGUAUUAUAUUCAGUGGGAAGAAUAUAUGUUAGCAUAUUUCUGUUGUAAUACUGAUAUUUGAGAAUAUUAAUCAUUAAAUUUAUCUUCAUAUGUACCUCUAGACCAGGGCCAUAAAGUUCCCCAUUCAACUUUCUCCAUGAGUUGCAAAAAAAGAUAAUUAAUUUUUAAUAUGAUAGUUUCAAACCUGUUCUUAAUGUGUUCUCUCUAAAAAAGGAAUGGCCACAUGCUUUUUAUUUUUGGACAAUGCUUUUUAAAUAUUUUAUAACUUUUGCUUUGGCUGUUCUAGUUGUCUAAUGUGACCCAUCCUAUUGAUUCUAAGCUCAUUCUUGCUUGUUCUAGUGGAAGGUAGCCAAAAGUAGACCUUGUGUAGUUCAUGGUUGAAAAAUAGUACUUGAAAACUACUAAUUAUUGCCAUCCACCUUUUUAUAAGCCAGCUGAUUAUAUCAGUUUUCACUGUGGCUUGCUGCCUUUAAGUAAGCUGCAAAAAGCAAUUUUGCAAUCAAAUUCAUUUAAAAUAUGGUGUCCCAAAGCAUUACAUAUAACAAUUUAGUUUUAUCUUGAUGAUAUUUUAUUGCACUUAUGGUUUAUACUUUUAAAUUGUGAUAUGAAUUGUUAUGCUAGAGAACCAGCAGAGUAGCAUUUAUUGGCAUAUAAAUAAUUACUAAGAUUCAGAGAAGUUUCUGGUUUUAAUUUGAAGGUAAUCAUGUUUAGAAAUUUACAAAAAGAAUUUCUUUUGAAAAUAAAAUUGCUUUAUCCCUUAGAAAAAGUUUUGACCGAAAAAAUAUUGUACAUUUUAAAAAGAACCAAAACUGUUGUUGGUCAUUGUUUUGGAUGUUGCUUUUUGACUACUUACACCUUCUGGAAGCAAACAAAAUAAUACCUCUGCAUCAUGUCCUUUGUACUUUAACCCUAAAGACUCUUCCAGAAUUUAUAUAUUCCUCUAUGGCUAUUAUUGCCUUGUUUUUUUGUAAAGAAACAUAUCUUAUCCAGCUUCUCAGACCCGUCCAAAGCAAUAAGUAGGAAAGCAACCAGGCUCUAAACAGAGUCGAAUGCAUGCCACAGGAAACCACAGAAAACGGCUGCUUACAAAAGAGAACUGUAGAUGUAUAGAAAGCAGGCGCAGCAGCACAGAAAGCAUUACCUAAAGCCCUUUAACAGAGUAACCAAGAGCCUUCCAUAUUUAGAGUCACAUGUAAUAAUUUAUAUUCCUAGUGAUGAUUCAGUGACCAAGAAAAAAUAAUAUCCUUGUUGAAAAUUGUUGGCAUUUUAAAAGCAUCUUAGUAGGCAUAGAGCCAAAUUAAGGGCUUCACUGGUUGCUUAAGCAACUUUUUAAGGGGUUUUGUUAUUGGUGCCAAGAGUAAGGUGCCACAGGUGUCUUAUAUAAGCGGCAGAUAUAAAUCGAUUCCACGCUGGCUGAAGUAGACAGUGCCCUCAAGUGGAAUUAAAGCAAGCACAUUAUAAAUAUAAAAAAGAAGACAAAAGAGACUGACUUCAUUUACCUGCCUUUGCUUGUGUCCUCAUAAGUUGUGACACAAGUACUUCAGCAUUGUUGGUCUGAAGGGCGCCAGACUCUUACCCUGCCUUAGGUAACCUCAGUGCCUCAUUAUGGAUUGCACAGGUCAGACCUGUGAAACCUUUACCAUAGUGGAACACUUCAUUACCAAGUGAUGCUUUCUAAAAGAAAUGUUACCCUGUGUAUAGAUUUGCCAGAUUUUUCGAUCACUAAGUUAUAUGACUAAACUUACAGUUUGGCUCUUUAGUUUUUGAGGUGUUUAUUCUUUAAGAAUGACUUGAAUAAAUAUGAUAGCGAUAUCAGUUGUUGCUUUUAGCUAGGUUAAUGGAAAUGGAUACCUCCAUCUCAAAGAUGAAGUAAGUACUGUAUUUAGAAACUUAAUAGCCACAUUCUUGUAACAGAGAAUACGUGUGAGCUAUUAUUUUCAGCAAACUAAUUUGUUAAAAUAAUGAAGUCAUCAAUUUGAAUUAAUGAAAUUGUCCAACCAUCUAUUAAAACAGGCUUGAGAAAGUCUACCUCGUGAAAAAUUACUAUUUUUGUAAAAAUUUCAAAUGAAAAUCUGAAGUUGAAAAAUCUUUUAUGUAUUCCUUCAUUGGAUAUAAUUAAAAUAGUGCUAUAAAAGCACUUUAUACUUGAUAUAAACACCUACAAUUCUGUAUAACUUUACUGAAAUUGUAUCUUUGUUACAUGGUCUGAGUUUUGAUGCUGCACAAAUCUUUAUUAGUAUCUGAUAUUUAUGAUUGAGAAAAAUUAAAUUAUAACUAUGAUGAAUACGAUUAGUAUUUGCCUGUCUAAAAACAAAGUGCAUAAGACCAAGGAAAUGAAAUUAAGUUAGAAAUAAAAUAUUCCAUUACAAAAAUAGAUAAUUAGUUGUGGUUACAGUUUAAAAUUGUGACAUAACUUUUUAUUGAUAAAAGAUGUCCAACUUUUAAUGUAAAUUUUAAUUUAAACCAUGUUCAGAAAUAAUCUUUUUAUUUAUAAGAUUUACGUGUGUUUUGUUGAAAUGCAGCAGCUUACCUGUUUAACUUUGGCAGGAUCCAUUAAAAUUGCUACUUUUGCUGGACGUAGUGGGGCAUGCCUAUAAUCCCAGCACUCAGGAGGCUGAGGCAUGAGAAUUACCAUGAUUUCAAGGCUAGCUGGGUUACAUGCCGAGUUCAAGGCCAACAUAGACUAUACAGUGAGACCCUGUCUCCAAAGAAAUAUGCUACUUUUUAAAUAUAAAAUUUCAGAAUAUGUAUAUGAGGCAACCUUUUAAUUUUUGCUAGAACCUGGUUUUAUAAAUUUUGAAACCUUGGAAACAAUAAUUCUUAUAUUGUCUUUGAAGAUACUUUGCAAUUGGAUCUCCUUAAUUAAAUAUUACAAUUGAAAUAGAUACAAGUUAUAUAUGUCUUUUUAUCCCUUUUAGGUAUUUUUGGAAAUAGUUCAUGUGUGUGUAUUGGUCAACUGAAAAAUUUAAAAGCCUUUAAACUUUAUUUUAGGUUAUGUAGAAUGAAGUCUAAAGUUUAUUUUUGCUUGUUUACCAGGCAUUUUGAUUUGCUGUCUUUACAGCAUGGACACCAAAUUGCUAAAAACAUACUUUGGGACUGUCAGUGAAUUUAUCUUUUGCAAUAUUACGACAAACUUACUAGUGGUCCCUUUUCUGAGCUAAUGUUCUAAAGUUACUAUCAUGAUGAGUUCAGGCUUAUGGAGCCAAGAAAAAGUUACUUCACCCUAUUGGGAAGAGCGGAUUUUUUAUUUGCUUCUUCAAGAAUGCAGUGUUACAGACAAACAGACACAAAAGCUCCUUAAAGUACCAAAAGGGAGUAUAGGACAGUAUAUUCAAGACCGCUCUGUGGGGCAUUCGAGGAUUCCUUCUGCCAAAGGCAAGAAAAAUCAGAUUGGAUUAAAAAUCCUAGAGCAAUCUCAUGCAGUUCUGUUUGUUGACGAAAAAGAUGUUGUAGAAAUAAAUGAAAAAUUCACAGAAUUACUGUUGGCAAUAACCAACUGUGAGGAGAGGCUCAGCUUGUUUAAAAACAGAAGCAGACUAACUAAAGGCCUCCAGGUAGAUGUGGGCUGCCCUGUGAAAGUGCAGCUGCGAUCGGGGGAAGAGAAAUUUCCAGGAGUUGUGCGCUUCAGAGGACCCUUAUUAGCAGAGAGGACGGUGUCGGGGAUAUUCUUUGGAGUAGAGUUGCUGGAAGAAGGUCGUGGACAAGGUUUCACUGAUGGGGUAUAUCAAGGGAAACAGCUUUUUCAAUGUGAUGAAGAUUGUGGAGUAUUUGUUGCACUGGACAAGCUAGAAGUCAUAGAAGAUGACGACAAUGGACUGGAAAGUGAUUAUGCAGGUCCAGUGGACUCAAUGCAGGUUGAACUCCCCCCUUUGGAAAUAAACUCCAGAGUUUCUUUGAAAGUUGGAGAAACUAUAGAAUCUGGAACAGUUAUAUUCUGUGAUGUUUUGCCAGGAAAAGAGAGCUUAGGAUAUUUUGUUGGUGUGGACAUGGAUAACCCUAUUGGCAACUGGGAUGGAAAAUUUGAUGGAGUUCAACUUUGUAGUUUUGCAAGUGUUGAAAGUACAAUUCUCUUGCACAUCAAUGAUAUUAUCCCAGAUAGCAUGACACAGGAAAGGAGGCCUCCCAAACUUGCCUUUAUGUCACGAGGUGUUGGGGACAAAGGUUUAUCCAGUCACAAUAAACCAAAGGUUACAGGAUCUACCUCAGACCCUGGAAAUAGAAAUAGAUCUGAAUUAUUUUAUACCUUAAAUGGGUCUUCUGUUGACUCACAGCCACAAUCCAAAUCAAAAAAUACAUGGUACAUUGAUGAAGAAGAUCCUGCAAAGUCACUUACAGAGUUAUCUCCAGACUUUGGACAUUCUUCACCACCGCUGCAGCCUCCUUCCAUGAACUCCUUGUCCAGUGAGAACAGAUUUCACUCUUUGCCCUUCAGUCUGACAAAGAUGCCCAACACCAAUGGCAGUAUGAGUCACAGUCCACUCUCACUGUCGGUGCAGUCUGUGAUGGGUGAGCUGAACAGUGCCCCUGUGCAGGAGAGUCCGCCUUUGCCUGUGUCCUCCGGUAACUCACAUGGGCUCGAAGUGGGCUCACUGGCUGAAGUGAAGGAGAAUCCUCCUUUUUAUGGGGUCAUCCGCUGGAUUGGUCAGCCACCAGGGCUCAAUGAAGUACUAGCUGGACUGGAACUGGAGGAUGAAUGUGCAGGCUGCACAGAUGGAACCUUUAGGGGCACUCGGUAUUUUACCUGUGCUCUGAAGAAGGCGCUGUUCGUGAAACUGAAGAGCUGCAGGCCAGACUCUAGGUUUGCGUCCCUGCAGCCUGUCUCCAAUCAGAUCGAGCGCUGCAACUCCUUAGCAUUUGGAGGUUAUUUAAGUGAAGUGGUAGAAGAAAACACUCCACCAAAAAUGGAAAAAGAAGGUUUGGAGAUAAUGAUUGGAAAGAAGAAAGGUAUCCAGGGUCAUUACAAUUCUUGUUACUUAGAUUCCACCUUAUUUUGCUUAUUUGCUUUUAGUUCUGUUCUGGACACUGUGUUACUUAGGCCCAAAGAAAAGAAUGAUGUAGAGUACUAUAGUGAAACACAAGAGCUACUGAGGACAGAAAUUGUUAAUCCUCUGAGAAUAUAUGGAUAUGUAUGUGCCACAAAAAUUAUGAAACUUAGGAAAAUACUUGAAAAAGUUGAGGCUGCAUCAGGAUUUACCUCUGAAGAAAAAGAUCCUGAAGAAUUUUUAAAUAUCCUAUUUCACCACAUUUUAAGGGUAGAACCAUUAUUAAAAAUUAGAUCAGCAGGUCAAAAAGUACAAGAUUGUUACUUCUAUCAGAUUUUUAUGGAAAAAAACGAGAAAGUUGGAGUUCCUACAAUUCAGCAGUUAUUAGAAUGGUCAUUUAUCAACAGUAACCUGAAAUUUGCAGAGGCGCCAUCAUGUCUGAUUAUUCAGAUGCCUCGAUUUGGGAAAGACUUUAAAUUAUUUAAAAAAAUUUUUCCUUCUUUGGAAUUAAAUAUAACAGAUUUACUUGAAGACACUCCCAGGCAGUGCCGGAUCUGCGGAGGACUUGCGAUGUAUGAAUGUAGAGAAUGUUACGAUGAUCCAGACAUCUCUAUUGGAAAGAUCAAGCAGUUUUGUAAAACCUGUAACACUCAAGUCCACCUUCAUCCCAAGAGGUUGAAUCAUAAAUAUAACCCAGUGUCACUCCCCAAAGAUCUGCCUGACUGGGAUUGGAGACACGGCUGCAUCCCCUGCCAGAAGAUGGAGUUGUUUGCUGUGCUCUGCAUAGAAACGAGCCAUUAUGUAGCCUUUGUGAAGUAUGGGAAAGAUGACUCUGCCUGGCUCUUCUUCGACAGCAUGGCUGACCGGGAUGGUGGUCAGAAUGGCUUCAACAUUCCCCAGGUGACGCCCUGCCCGGAAGUGGGCGAGUACCUGAAGAUGUCUCCCGAGGACCUGCACUCCUUGGACUCCAGGAGAAUCCAAGGCUGUGCUCGCAGACUUCUUUGUGAUGCAUAUAUGUGCAUGUACCAGAGUCCAACCAUGAGCUUGUACAAAUAGCUGGCUCAUCGCCAGAGGCGGAGAGACUGAGCACGAAACCUCGGUGUUGCGUUUUCCUGGAGCUGGUGGUUGUGUUCCACACCCAUUGCCGGCAGUGGGUGUCUUUGUGUGGUGGCAAUUCAGAAAAGGAUUCCUGUGCUUCAAAACCAGUUGCUUUUGUGUUACGGAAGUAUUUAAUAAGAAGCAUUUUGCACUCUAGAAAGUAUGUUUGUGUUGGUUUUAUAAGAAGUCUAAAUGAAAUAAUACCUGAAGCUUUAAGUUAACUGCAUUGAUUAUAUGAUAUUUUUUGAAAGCAUAAAAUUUUAAUUGUGACAGUUUAAAACCUCUUUCAGUCCACUGAGAAUGUAAAUAAAUGUUUCUUUUUUCUGGACCAAGCAUAUGAAAUAAUUUUUCCUUUGUAGCUAACGAUUGCCGUGAGGAAGAAAUAAUUUGGUUUUAUUAAGAGUUUUACUUUCAAUCCAGCUGUUAAAGGUGUACUGAGUUUGCCUUGUUAAUUCUUUCCUCUAUGCUGCUGAUUCCUGCAUGUCUGCAAUCUGCUGAGUUUCUGUGUUUCUGCAGUAGUAGUCAGAAAAAUACUGAGAUUCCCUUAAUGGUGUUGUUUUCUAUUUGUUCCAGUUUUGAGAUAAAUGAGUGAUUCUGUCAUAAAAUGUCCAUUUUUGAUGUACUUUUCCUGGAGGAUUAAGGUAUUUAGCAAUUGAAGCUCUUCAGUCAUUGUAACUGUCAACUAACAGGAUGUUUUUAGGGAUUAUUUUAUGCAACAAGGCACAGUAAGUUUUAUGAAAUGGAGUAAUAAGUAAAUAACAAAUUCUUGCACAGAUAUACAGUCCACAGGAAAAUUUGGCAUCUAGAAUUGCUCAUUAAUGUUUCCCUGAAGAGAUAUUAGAUAUUUAAACCUUUAUUUAAAUAAAUAAGAAGCUUAUUUUAAAUAAAUCUGUUAUUUUGAGUAAGGCAGUUAUUUUAACUGAUCAGCCAGCCAGUACACUUAGUAAAUUCAGUUUGGUUUUGCUUGAGAUAAUAAUCUGAACCAUUUUAUUGAGAUGAUAACUGCAGCUUCAUCCUCCCUCUGAUUAAAUAAGUAGAAAAUGGAUGUUUUCUUAGGUAUUUCCAUAGUGUGUGUGUAGGCCACAGUGGAUGUUGUAGACUAGAAUCAUAGGUUAUAAAUGUCAGUACUGUGGAAUGUGUAUUCCUUGAGUAUUGUUCUGUGAUGUUGUUGUGUUUUUGGAAUGACUCUGUAACCUUGCAGAAAGACAGAAAAGAUGUCAUAUGUAUUAUAGCAUAUGACUCUACAAUAUUGAAUGUUAAAAAAAAACUUGGAGUCUUUAUUAACCCUGCAGUUAUUUUUGUAAAAAUACUUUGUUUUUAUCAUUCCAUUUGGCUAGUAUUUAUUAGCUUUAUAAAUCCUAAUAAGGUACAAAACUUUUCCAUCUUAUAACCUUCUAAUUUUUUUAAGUGAAUAAGUAGAUUUUUUUAAAACCAGGCUUUGUCCUGUUCAUGUUGGGCUAUGAAGUGAUAACUAGAUGAGGCCCAUAGGCUGAGGACUCCUGACUGUGGGGCAGGCUCUGCCUCUAGGGACAAAUGGGGCAUGGGAUGCAGUAUCUCAGUUCUGUCCCAGCUCUGACCAUCUGAAGUCCAGUUGACUGAAGAACGGGUGAGUGAGGACCAGUGUGGCUCCAGCAGGUGAGCUGGAGGGGCGAUUGGGCACCUGUACUUAGGUAAGCCUGGACUUCAUAGUUGAAGAGAAUGAGAAGACAGGUGUUGUUUUUUUUUUUUUUUUUUUUCCUGUAGAAAAGAAAACAAAAUGCAAGGUGGGGAAGAUCUCUGGCCAGCUCUCAUGUAGAAACUAGCUUGAUUCUAAUUCCACAGGAUGGGGCCCUUGUUAGUGGGAGGGGUCUCAUCCAAAAUUCUGUCCAGGUGGAGUUCAUUACUGGGGAAGAGAUGUGGGAAGGGAGACUAUGUCCUUAUCUGCUCCUGAGAACCACCAGGAUGUCCAGGGAAGCCUCUUCCCUUGCCUGUCCCUCUGUCCCUCUGGACAGUCACUCCGUGAUCCUUCCAGCGGGGCCUGUGGUAUCCAGGGGACGCGGUCAGGCCUGGGCUGCUUGACAUGGAUGCUCCAUGUGUCUGCUGAGUUAUUUAGCUUUCAGUUUUGUUUUCUCUAUUAUUCUAUUGGCUGUUAAAACGUUUUAAUUAUCAUUUUUCUUCAUCAUAUAUAUUCAAAAUUCAUGAUUCAUAGCUACAAUACAGCAAGUCAUGUUCCUCCACCUCCAAACACAUACAUGUGUGUUUCUUGUGUGUUUAUAUGUGAGAGAACAGGUUGUAGGGGGAGAGACAGAGACUAGAGAGAAAGAACUGUGUUAUAGAUGCUAAAUGUGGCCUGUCCCUUACUAACAGCUUUCUAAGCGAGUCUGACUCCAGCCUCAAAAGAAUGUUUUCUGAGACUGGGGAAACAUAAUGGAAACCAAGAGAAAUGAUUUAAAAAUUAGUGUAAUUGUUGCAGUUGCUAAGGUUUUUCUGUUUAGAACAUUUUAGAAUUUUUGUAAUUUUUUAUUUGCCAAAUGCUUAGUAAAUGGUUAGGUUCUUGCUGUCCUCUGAUUCAUUUGUUCUCUCACAUACAAUCACUUGUGAACAGAGGGAGGAGAUAGGAAUUAGUCUUAUGGAACUUUUGCUGUCCUCCAAAUUUGUUUGUUCGAAUGUGGCAUCUUCAUAGAUUCUGGAGUUGUUCCCCUCCUCCGCUGAAUCUCACUGUGCAGCUGGAUAAUUUUGCGUCUGUUUGAAUGAUUGUAGGCCGAGAUGUGCAUGGAGAAUAUGGUAUUAAACCUUUACUGAGAAGCUGCCAUCAGGUAUUUAUUGGACAUUGAUUAGGUAUGUAGGAUUGUGUCACAGCAUAUGAGACCUGGUCCCUGCUCCCAAACAACUUAGUACAGAGCAUGCAUUAAGCCUGCUUAGCUUCAGUGAGAGGCAGCAGCUCUGGGCUGCUUCAGGAGGCAGUGUGGUGUUGCAGGAAGGGAAAGGAUUGGGGGCAAUAGACCUAGACCCUUUCUGUGUUACCUGUUCUGUGUUAUUAGAUAGCUUGAUUACUUGGAUGUCAUUUUCUUUAUAAUGAGGGGAUUGGAUUUUAUAGGAGAACAGUACAAAUUCUAAGAUCCUAGGCCAUGGCUGCUAGACCUGACCCUCAUGCAGAGCUGGGAAUUUGCUGGUCACACUCUCACCCUCCAAUCCUUCUGACCAGCCAGGGUGGAAAUUGCUGAACCAGAACACUUCAAAGGCUCCUUCUCUUUUUGUGAUCAUCUACAUGGUUGUGUUAACUGUUCCACAUAAAUUUGAGUAAUUGAGUGUUUACCAUAGUGUUAUCUGUUGUAUAUUAACUGAAUAAGAAAUGCAUUUCAGUACGUGUGCCUCAACCCACAAUUUCCUAAAAGCUUUAGUAGUUUUUGAAACAUAAAUGAGUCUUAAGGGGAUAUUUGAUACGAGAAUUUUCCUUCUAUCUUAUUUCUUUAGGGGAAAUUGAGGCUCUGGAAGCCAAAGAAACAGAAAAACAAUUCUCAUGUAGGAAAAAAAAAAAAAAAAAAAAACAGUUUCCUCCUAUCUGCUACAUUAUGUUGAAAAAUGUAAAAUUUUGUGGUAAGAUAUUUCUCUGGAAUAGCAAGUCACUUUAUCAUAAAGAAAGAUAUCCUUGGAAAAGUAGAUGUGCCACAAGGUCUAUAAUAAAGACAAAGCCACCUCGUAGGGGCCAGCUGUGUAAACACCACCCCAAAUCUCCAUCAGUGGUCGGAGUCCUUAAAUUCCCUAAAGCGAGGGGCAUGGGGGUUAAACUGGGCCCUAGCAAGCCCGAAGGUGGGCUCUUACAGCAGGGGGCUAUGCGGAAGCAGGCUUCCACACUUCUGGGAUUGUCCCUCUCAUCCCAGAUGAGAACUUCAGAGCCAGAAGCUCCCACAGAGAGCUGGCCUUGCUCCCCUCUCCUUUCUGAUGUCUUUACUGAGAGAAGGAGAUGGGCGGCUGGGCGAAGCUCUUCAUUUUAGAUAAAUCCUGGAGCAGGUAAAGGCUUUCUCUUGAGUCAGGAAGCAGUAGUAGGAAGUGGAGUGACAGAGGUGGCCUGGAAUAGUGAAGAAGCAAAGGCUGAGCAUGAAGGGCGGCCCUCGUGACCAGGGCUGAAGAGCUGCUCCUUUGGGCAGUGGCCAUGCUUGUCCCACCAUACUUUGGUCUUCCUGUGUUUUCCUAACAGUUCAGGGAGGAGGGCCCAUGAUAGAGGGAUUAUCUUCCUAAGUACCAUGGCUUCAGAUAUAAUUCUGCAGUGCUUUUAAAUCCUGUUCACUUUCACUUUUUUUUUUUUUUUUAUUCUUGAGGGAUUAUAUUGGAGACUGAACUGCAUUUGGUUUUAUAUUAUUAAAUGGCUUUGUGCUAUGAAAUUUUAACUCUGCAAAGUCUUAGUGUCUUGCUGUAAACACUGAUGAAAACAAAUCCUGUUGAUGCUUUCCAGGGGUGUUGUGGUUCUUGGAGGGCGAAGGAGCACAUUUUGUACUGCAUUUCCAUUUCUCGUAUCCUGUUGAGCACUUUUAAAUUUUUUUGCCUGAAGAACAUCUUAUGAAAACAUUCUUUAAGAACACCACCACAUAAAAUACCCCUUUAUUAUCAGAUUGCUCUGAUUUAGCCUUAAUUUUGUUAAACUUUUUAGAGAUGAACGAAGUGCUGCUGUGGAAAGAAAUGUACUAUAUACUAUUUCUGUAUCAUUAAAAUGAAAUUUUUAUGGUU
Molecule: messenger RNA, 14221 nt
Organism: Cavia porcellus (domestic guinea pig)
Lineage: Eukaryota; Metazoa; Chordata; Mammalia; Rodentia; Caviidae
Gene: Cyld
Product: CYLD lysine 63 deubiquitinase
Exons: 16
Coding region: 6617-9475 (952 amino acids)
Biological process (GO): necroptotic process; regulation of intrinsic apoptotic signaling pathway; positive regulation of extrinsic apoptotic signaling pathway
Cellular component (GO): cytosol
Molecular function (GO): K63-linked deubiquitinase activity; cysteine-type deubiquitinase activity
Source: RefSeq, a predicted model, not a curated record